AUGAAUAGAUUAGAUCGCGAGGAAGAACGUCAUGAAGAAGCAAAAUUACGACGUGCACCUCAAGAAAAAGAGGAGAAAGAACCCGAGGCUCUCACCGAAGCUGCUCAAGCUAUGCUGGCAGCCAAGAAGCGUCAUGAGGAAGAGGAAGAGGCUCGAAUGGCCGAAUAUUAUGAGAAGAGACGAAUAGAAAAGGAGGAAGUAGAGGAGGAGCUGAGGGUUCUGAAGGAAAAACAACAAAGACGACGUGAAGAACGCGAGGAAGAGGAACGAGAGUUUGCGGCCAAAAUGCGUGAAGUUGAGGAACGAAAUAGACGAGAAGAGGUUCAUCGAUUCGCUCCAAUUUUGUUCACGUAG
This is a messenger RNA of Anisakis simplex (herring worm), 354 nucleotides long. NCBI's taxonomy places the organism in Eukaryota, Metazoa, Nematoda, Chromadorea, Rhabditida, Anisakidae. The record is from the annotation of a GenBank genome assembly.